Juglans microcarpa x Juglans regia is the source of this 4820-nucleotide messenger RNA. Its product is annotated as nuclear pore complex protein NUP155. Gene Ontology annotation, cellular component: nuclear pore; nuclear pore inner ring. The record is from RefSeq and is a predicted model, not a curated record. Gene Ontology annotation, biological process: protein import into nucleus; RNA export from nucleus; protein localization to nuclear inner membrane. Gene Ontology annotation, molecular function: structural constituent of nuclear pore. The coding region runs from base 242 to 4720 and encodes 1492 amino acids. Lineage: Eukaryota; Viridiplantae; Streptophyta; Magnoliopsida; Fagales; Juglandaceae. The transcript is spliced from 13 exons.
UCGCCAAAACCCUAUACUUACGACGGUCCGCUUCCCUCCUUGUCUCUUUUAUUUUCUCUAUGAAACUCCCCGCUCUCCUCACAAUUUGAUUUUCUCUCACCAAAUCGAUAUUUCCCUCGUUUGGUUCCCUAGAAAGCGAGGGAAGGGAGACCUAUUCGAGCUCGCAAUUUCACAACCCUAGGCCAUUCCGGGAUUCAGAAACAAUUUCGCUUUCUGCGUCGGCUCUAGGGUUUCAAACGAGAUGUCGCGGGAAGAAGAGAUUGUGAUGCGGGAUGUCAUGAAUGCUGGUCUCGUUGUAAGUGACCGCAUUGGCCGAGAAGUUGCGUCGCAGCUCGAUCUCGAAGAAGCCCUAGAAGCUUCGAGAUACGCCAGCCACCCGUAUACGACUCAUCCCAGAGAGUGGCCUCCCUUGGUUGAGGUGGUGGAUACUUCGGAGCUACCUCCAGUACUGAUUGAAAGAUAUAAUGCAGCUGGUGGGGAAGGAACUGCUUUAUGUGGAAUUUUUCCCGAGAUUCGUCGGGCAUGGGCAUCGGUAGAUAAUUCUUUGUUUCUUUGGCGCUUUGACAAGUGGGAUGGUCAAUGUCCUGAAUACAGUGGGGAGGAACAAGCUAUAUGUGCUGUUGGCCUUGCCAAAUCUAAACCUGGUGUUUUUGUUGAAGCUAUCCAAUAUCUUUUAAUUUUAGCAACACCCGUUGAGUUGAUUCUUGUAGGUGUAUGCUGCUCUGGAGGGGAGGUUAGUACUGAUCCGUUUGCAGAGGUUUCAUUGCAACCUUUGCCAGAGUACACAAUACCAUCUGAUGGAGUCACCAUGACUUGUAUUACAUGUACUGAUAAGGGUCGUAUUUUCUUGGCUGGUCGCGAUGGCCACAUUUAUGAGUUGCAUUACACAACUGGUUCGGGCUGGCAAAAGCGUUGUCGUAAAGUCUGCCAUACUACUGGUUUAGGAAGUGUUAUUUCAAGGUGGGUUGUACCAAGUGUAUUUAAAUUUGGAGCUGCUGACCCCAUUGUCGAAAUGGUUUUUGAUAAUGAAAGACAAAUUUUAUACACACGUACCGAAGAGAUGAAACUUCAGGUUUUUGUUACGGGACCAAGUGGUGAUGGUCCACUCAAGAAAGUGGCAGAAGAAAGGAAUCUUAUUAAUCAGAGGGAUGCACAUUAUGGAGGUAGACAAUCAACCGGAACAAGAGCGACAACAAAUCGGUUGACAAAACCAUCUAUUGUCUGCAUUUCAACUCUAUCUCUGCUGGAAUCAAAGGGGCUACACCUUGUUGCUGUUUUGUCUGAUGGAAGAAGGAUGUACCUUUCCACUUCUCCAUCUAGUGGAAACUUGGGUGGAUUUAAUUCUAACCAUCAUAAACCAAGCUGUUUAAAAGUUGUGACAACUAGGCCUUCUCCUCCUUUGGGGGUCAGUAGUGGACUUGCUUUUGGAGCCAUGUCUCUUGCUGGUAGACCUCAGAAUGAGGAUCUCUCACUAAAGGUUGAGACUGCAUAUUAUUCUGCCGGAACUCUUCUUCUUUCUGAUUCAUCGCCACCAACCUUGUCUUCUCUUCUCAUUGUAAACAGAGACUCAAGCACACAAUCGUCACUCUCAAGUAGUUUAGGGACAGGUACAAGGAGUUCUCGUGCAUUACGGGAAUCUGUCUCUUCUAUACCAGUAGAAGGACGAAUGCUUUUUGUGGCAGAUGUCUUACCCUCGCCAGAUACUGCAGCUACUGUGCAGUCUCUGUUUUCAGAAAUUGAAUUUGGAGGAUUUGAAAGCUCGGGGGAGUCCUGUGAAAAAGUAUCUGGUAAACUUUGGGCCAGAGGUGACCUUUCCACCCAACACAUUUUGCCCAGGAGGGGAAUCAUCAUUUUCAGUACCAUGGGCAUGAUGGAAUUAGUUUUAAACAGGCCUGUGGACAUUCUAAGGAGGUUGUUAGAAUCCAACUCACCAAGAUCAAUCUUAGAAGAUUUCUUCAAUCGUUUUGGCGCUGGCGAGGCAGCUGGAAUGUGUUUAAUGCUUGCUGCAAGAAUAGUCCAUUCUGAAAAUCUUAUAAGCAAUGUUGUUGCUGAGAAGGCAGCUGAAGCUUUUGAGGACCCAAGACUUGUUGGAAUGCCACAAGUUGAAGGUAGUAGUGCAUUGUCAAACACUAGAACCACUGCUGGGGGAUUUAGCAUGGGUCAGGUUGUACAGGAGGCUGAGCCCAUGUUUUCAGGUGCACAUGAAGGGCUCUGCUUGUGCUCAUCAAGGUUGCUUUUUCCUCUGUGGGAACUUCCUGUUGUGGUUCUGAAAGGUGGUUUAGGUUCAUCUGAUGCCUUAUCUGAAAAUGGGGUAGUCGUAUGCAGACUCUCUGUUGGGGCCAUGCAAGUCAUUGAAAACAAGAUCCGCUCUUUAGAGAAGUUUCUAAGGUCUAGAAGGAAUCAAAGGAGGGGACUUUAUGGCUGUGUAGCUGGUUUAGGAGACUUGACAGGCUCUAUCCUUUAUGGAACUGGUUCGGACUUUGGUACUGGUGACCAGAGUAUGAUGAGGAAUUUAUUUGGUUCUUAUUCACGCAGUGUCGAUUCCAAUGGUGGUGGGACAUCUAAUAAAAGGCAGAGAUUACCAUAUAGUCCUGCAGAAUUGGCUGCCAUGGAGGUGAGGGCAAUGGAAUGUAUUAGGCAGUUGCUUCUUAGAUCUGGUGAAGCCCUGUUUUUACUCCAACUUCUCUCUCAGCAUCAUGUCACACGCUUGGUUCAGGGAUUUGAUGUUAAUCUAAGACAGGCAUUAGUUCAAUUGACAUUCCAUCAACUAGUUUGUUCUGAGGAGGGCGAUCGCCUCGCUACAAUGCUGAUAUCAGCUCUAAUGGAGUAUUAUACUGGUCCUGAUGGCAGAGGGACGGUUGAUGAUAUCAGUGCAAAAUUUAGGGAGGGUUGUCCAAGCUAUUACAAGGAGCCUGAUUACAAGUUUUUCUUAGCUGUCGAAUGUCUUGAGAGGGCUGCUGUAACUCCAGAUGCUGAGGAAAAGGAGAACCUUGCUAGAGAGGCCUUUGACUACUUGAGUAAAGUUCCAGAGUCUGCUGAUUUACGAACUGUCUGCAAGCGGUUUGAGGAUUUAAGAUUCUAUGAAGCUGUUGUUCGUUUACCACUGCAGAAGGCACAGGCUCUUGACCCUGCAGGUGAUGCAUAUAAUGAUCAAAUUGAUACAGCUACUCGAGAAUAUGCACUUGCUCAGCGUGAACAGUGCUAUGAGAUAAUUAUCAGUGCUUUGCGUUCUUUGAAGGGUGAUGCUUCUCAGAGGGAAUUUGGGUCUCCUGCUAGGCCUGCUACUGCAAGAUCUUCCCUUGAUCAGGCCUCUCGGAAGAAAUAUAUAUGCCAGAUUGUUCAACUUGGUGUCCAAUCACCUGACAAAAUAUUUCAUGAGUACUUGUACAGGGCCAUGAUUGAGUUUGGCCUUGAAAAUGAGUUGUUGGAGUAUGGAGGUCCCGAUUUGGUGCCUUUUCUGCAAAGUGCUGGCCGUGAACCUAUGCAAGAGGUUCGAGUUGUUUCUUCUGUGACAUCAGCUACUUCUCUUAUGGGUCAAUCAGGAGCACCUAUACACUCUAAUCAAUCCAAGUACUUUGAUCUUUUGGCACGGUACUAUGUCUUGAAACGGCAGCAUAUGCUUGCAGCUCAUGUUUUGCUGAGACUGGCUGAGAGGCGUUCAACUGAUGUGGGGGAUGUUCCUACUCUUGAAAAGAGGUAUCAGUACCUUAGUAAUGCAGUUCUACAGGCAAAGAAUGCAAGUAACAGUAAUGGUUUGGUUGGAUCUGCACAAGUUGGUUUUGACAAUGGACUGCUAGAUCUGCUUGAAGGGAAGCUUGCUGUUCUUCGGUUUCAGAUAAAGAUCAAAGAAGAACUGGAAGCUAUAGCUUCCAGGUAUGCUUCACCUGGCACAUCUGAGUCUGCUCAAAAUGAACUCCCUGAAAGCAGUUUGACUGCUGAUGCUGCCAAUGUUCCAAGUGCUGCACGUGAAAAGGCUAAAGAGCUAUCAUUAGAAUUAAAGAGCAUAACUCAACUAUAUAACGAGUAUGCCGUUCCAUUUGAGCUCUGGGAGAUAUGUCUGGAAAUGCUGUACUUUGCAAACUAUUCCGGUGAUGCCGAUAGUAGCAUUGUAAGAGAAACCUGUGCUAGACUAAUUGAUCAGGCUCUUUCAAGGGGCGGAAUUGCUGAAGCAUGUUCAGUACUGAAAAGAGUUGGUUCACACAUUUAUCCCGGAGAUGGAGCUGUUUUACCUUUGGACACUCUCUGUCUUCACCUUGAGAAGGCUGCGCUGGAGAGAUCUGAAUCUGGCAUUGAAUCUGUUGGAGAAGAAGAUGUUGCAAGAGCUCUCCUUGCUGCUUGCAAGGGUGCAACAGAACCCGUGUUGAACACUUACGACCAAUUAUUAUCAAAUGGAGCUAUUUUGCCAUCACCAAAGCUCAGGUUACGCCUUCUCCGAUCAGUGCUACUGGUACUUCGUGAGUGGGCAAUGUCUGUAUUUGCACAGAGAAUCGGUACUAGCACAACGGGGGCUUCUUUAAUAUUAGGUGGAACAUUUUCACUUGAGCAAACAGCAGUCAUUAACCAAGGGGUUAGAGAUAAGAUCACAAGUGCAGCAAAUAGGUAUAUGACUGAGGUUCGGAGGUUGGCCCUUCCGCAGAACCAGACAGAGGCCGUUUACCGAGGCUUUCGAGAACUCGAAGAGUCACUGAUAAGUUCUUUUUCUUUUAAUAAUAAUUUUUGACAGUUUUCUUGUACGGUUUAUGGUGUUGUAUGAGUGUUAUCUUUUAGAUAUUGGUUCUCUAAAUGGAAAUGCUAUAAAAUAUUCAAAUUGGAUAUCAUAA